AUGAAAGCAUUUCACCUGCUUCGCAUACGUAUCUAUGUUCAGAAGAAAGACUUUAGACAGCAACUUCACUCGAAGGAAAAUGAUAUGAAGCAUAAGCAACAAAAUGAAAUACUCGACAGACAUCACCAUCAGUUAGCUAGAGAGAAAAAGUUAAAUUGUUGGGACGUGAUAGCUUCAAUAGCUUCCAUCCGAGCAAUGUUCAUGGACUCAUAA
This is a messenger RNA of Clunio marinus, 213 nucleotides long. The record is from the annotation of a GenBank genome assembly. NCBI's taxonomy places the organism in Eukaryota, Metazoa, Arthropoda, Insecta, Diptera, Chironomidae.